This is a messenger RNA of Pogoniulus pusillus (Red-fronted tinkerbird), 1772 nucleotides long. It is a transcript of the gene BARHL1, whose product is annotated as BarH like homeobox 1. Bases 649 to 1617 code for a protein of 322 amino acids. Gene Ontology annotation, molecular function: DNA binding; DNA-binding transcription factor activity, RNA polymerase II-specific. The transcript has 4 exons. NCBI's taxonomy places the organism in Eukaryota, Metazoa, Chordata, Aves, Piciformes, Lybiidae. The record is from RefSeq and is a predicted model, not a curated record. Gene Ontology annotation, biological process: regulation of DNA-templated transcription.
UGGCGCUGCUUCCGCCGCUGUCCGAGGUGCUGAGCGGUCCGGAGUGACUCCGGCUCCCGGGCGCUGUUCGAGGCGCAGGAGGCUCCGGAGUGACUCCGGUUACUCCCCUCAGGCGCUGUCCGAGGUUCUGGCAGGGAAAGGGGGGGCUCCUCGGCGGCCGCGACGGCUAGCCACCCCCUCUGCCCUCCCCUCGCCCUUCCCCAUUGAUUUCCGGAUCAUUAAGUGGUUAAGGCUCUACGAAGCUUCACUAUCGAUUGCUGCCUCCCCACCUCCGGCUGGGAGCGCCCCCCCACACCCCGGACUGCGCCCCCCCCCCCCCCCUCCCCCUCCCGCCAAGCUCCGCACCGCCACCGCUCCGGGCAGAGGGUGGGGUGGCCGGCCGGGCGCGAUGCUGAAGACGGAGCAGCCCUGGAUCUAACGCGCGAAGCCUCGGAGAGCCUUGCAGCAACUGUCCGGAUCCUAGGCUGAACUUUGCUCUUUUAUUAUUAUUUUUUUACCUUUUUAAAUAUUCUUUUUGGUUUAUUUCUUCUUUUAUUUUUUUGCCCUUUUUUUCUUCUCCUCUUGUUGUUGUUAAUUAUCGUUACCGACCCGCUUCCGCCGCGCCCUCCCCGCCAAUGCCCGUGUGAGCGCCGGCACUUCGCGGGGGCCAUGGAGGGCUCCACCGGCUUUGGGAUCGACUCCAUCCUUUCCCACCGAGCCGGCAGCCCGGCCGUGCCCAAAGGGGACCCGCUGGUGAGCGACGGCCGGUCCCCGCUGGAGCUGAGCCCCCGCUCGGAGGGCAGCAGCGGGUGUCCCUCACCCCGUUCGCCGGGCCGCGAGUGCCUGGAGGCGGCGGGGCCGCGGCCGGGCCUGGAUGCGCACCUCCAGCCGGGGCAGGUCUCGGCUCCCUCUCAGUCCCGGACCGUCACCUCCUCCUUCCUCAUCAGAGACAUCCUGGCAGAUUGCAAGCCCCUGGCCGCCUGCGCCCCUUACUCCAGCACCAAUGGACCUCACGGCGGGCAGGAGCCGGCGGGCAGGAUCCCAACCAAACCAGGAGAGGACUUUAGGGAGAAAAUGGAAAAAAACACCAGCAGCUCUUCCUCGGACUCAGAGUACAAAGUGAAAGAAGAAGGGGACCGAGAGAUCUCCAGCUCCCGGGACAGUCCCCCGGUGCGGCUGAAAAAGCCGCGCAAAGCCCGCACCGCCUUCACCGACCAUCAGCUGGCUCAGCUGGAGCGCAGCUUCGAGAGGCAGAAAUACCUGAGCGUGCAGGACAGGAUGGAGCUGGCCGCGUCCCUCAACCUCACCGACACGCAGGUGAAAACGUGGUACCAGAACAGAAGGACCAAGUGGAAAAGACAGACGGCGGUGGGCCUGGAGCUGCUGGCCGAGGCUGGCAACUACUCAGCCCUGCAGAGGAUGUUCCCUUCGCCCUACUUCUACCCGCAGAGUUUGGUCUCCAACCUGGACCCCGGCGCCGCUCUCUACCUGUACCGGGGACCCAGCGCUCCUCCUCCCGCCCUACAGAGACCCUUGGUGCCCCGCAUUCUUAUCCACGGACUGCAGGGAGGUAGCGAGCCCCCGCCGCCCCUGCCCCCGCUGCCCGGCGUCCUGCCCCGGGCUGCUCAGCCCCGGUGAGCUCCGGCCUCUCGGGCAGCCCCACCGGCACCCACCGGGCUACGGGGGGGUGAGGUAGGGCGGCUGUAGGGGGCCAUCCCAGCUGUGGGGCUGCUAGCAAGCGGCAGCCUCCCGCUCAUCCCCAAAUAUAUAUAUAAAUAUAUAUAUUCCCGACA